Molecule: messenger RNA, 755 nt
Organism: Lytechinus variegatus (green sea urchin)
Lineage: Eukaryota; Metazoa; Echinodermata; Echinoidea; Temnopleuroida; Toxopneustidae
Product: protein Mo25-like
Exons: 4
Coding region: 49-603 (184 amino acids)
Biological process (GO): intracellular signal transduction
Molecular function (GO): protein serine/threonine kinase activator activity
Source: RefSeq, a predicted model, not a curated record
GAAAGUCCGAACUUUGUGUUCAACGAUGGCGUAUUGCUCCGAGAAUGCAUGCAUUAUGAAUCCCUUGCGAAAAUAGUGUUGUUUGCCCCCGAGUUCUUCGAACUUUUCAAAUACAUAGUGAUGCCUAAAACCGACAUUGCAGCUGAUGCAUUCGCAACAUUUAAGAUUCUUUUAACAAGACACCAGCUGCUGGCUUCUAUGUUUUUGGAGGAAAAUUACGAUAGGUUUACAGAAGACUUUACCAAUUAUUUUCUCAAAUCUGACCGUUAUGAGACGAAGAAAAAUGGAAUUGAUUUUCUUGGAGAACUAUUGCUAAACAGACAUAAUUAUAAUUUCAUGACAAGAUACAUUGGCAACGUAGAGAAUCUGGAACUCAUAAUGCAAAUGCUGAAAGAUAGGAGAAUAAGAGGCAUCCAGCUAGGCGCUUUCAACGUAUUCAAGGUGUUUGUUGCGAACCCUGAGAAGACCCCGCCUGUCCAUGACCUCCUGCUAAAGAAUAAAGAUGACCUUGUGGAGUUUCUCACUGAAUUCUAUAGCACGGAUGAGCAAUUCAACUAUGAGAGGAGUGUUAUCAUUCAAAGCCUCAGAGCACUUCAACCUUAGGCAUCUACAUAUCGAUCACCCGCGCCCCUGUAUCUUUUUCCUCUAAGGGGAAUCUAACCCAAAUUAAAACUUGUUUUUAUAAGAAAAAGAAAAAUAAGACAAGUUGAUAGGUGAUAGUUUAAACAAUAUUGGACAUGCAACAAGAAAGUUAU